CAGAAUAUACAAUAUUUUGUGUUUUUUUUAGUGUAUUAUACAAAGAUAAAUGCUGAUAUUAGAACAAAAUACAAUACUGCUGUUAAAAUAUGUGUUAAAUUAUAACUGAUGACCAAAAAAUGUUUUUCUAAAAGAAGAGUUAAGCAGUUCUCAAUUUAUUAAUAAAUAUAGACAAUGUUUAUCAAUAAGGUUAUACAUAUUAUAAGACGAAAUGUUUCAUGUGAAACUAUUAAGAAGUCCAAUACACUUUUAUUAAGAGAUUACACUAAUAAUUUCCGAUACUCGUCUAAAAGGAAUUUUAGAUAUUUUUCCUAUGAACAGAAGCUGAAGAGAAAUCGUAUCCUGUUAUUGCUUUUUAUCCCUUGUUUUGUUACAAGUUUGGUCGGCUGGAAAAGUUUCAGUAUAAAAGGAAGGUACUUCCCUUUUGUUGAUGCAGCUGAACAGAUUACAGAAGAGGAAUCUAAUGACGAAGAUAAACAAAUAGAAGAACAGGAUAAUGAAAAGAAAAAGAAGAAAGAGAAAAUUGGUUUCAGAGAUCGAAAGAUUAUAGAAUAUGAAAAUCGUUUAAGGGCAUAUUCAACUCCAGAUAAAAUUUUUCGUUAUUUUGCGACCGUAAAAGUGUCGCACCUAGACAAUACCGAAGUUUAUAUGACGCCUGAUGACUUUGUGAGAUCAAUUACUCCUGGCAUGAGACAACCGGAUGGACUUGGCCUGGACAAAUACAGACGCUAUGAUCCAAAGCAUAUUCACACAAAAUUAGAGUUGGCUUUGGACGAGGACAGCAUUUUCUAUAAACUUGGAAGUGCAGGCUUAAUCACUUUCUCUGAUUACAUAUUUCUGCUUACAGUGUUAUCCACUUCCAGAAGACAUUUUGAAAUUGCCUUCAGAAUGUUUGACUUCAACGGCGAUGGUGAUGUGGACUCCGAAGAAUUUGGUAAAGUUGCUACUUUAAUUCGACAACAAACUAGUAUUGGUAAUCGUCAUCGUGAUCAUGUCGCUACUGGCAAUAUGUUCAAGGGUGUUAAUUCAGCGUUAACUACCUACUUUUUUGGAUCCAACAUGAAUGGGAAGCUGACAAUUGAAAAAUUCCUUGAUUUUCAGCAACAAUUACAGAAGGAAAUACUUAGCUUGGAGUUUGAACGAAGACAUCCUGAUGAAAAUGGUCGAAUAAGUGAAGUAGAUUUCACUGAAUUAUUACUUGCUUAUGCCGGAUAUCCUGACAAGAAGAAAACAAAGAUUAUAAAAACUGUGAAAAAACGCUUCAAAGACGAUUCAAAAGGAAUUGAUAAAGACGAGUACUUGAAAUUCUUUCAUUUCUUAAAUAAUAUUAACGACGUGGAUACAGCACUGACGUUUUAUCAUAUUGCAGGAGCAUCCAUAGAUCAAGCUACAUUAAAGCAUGUAGCAAAAACAGUGGCACACGUUGACUUGAGCGAUCAUGUAAUACAAGUGGUUUACACGAUUUUUGAUGAGAACCUGGAUGGCCAAUUAAGUAACAAAGAAUUUGUUGCUGUGAUGAAAAACAGAGUUUUGAGAGGAUUAGAAAAACCGAAAGACACUGGAUUUGUAAAAUUAAUUGAAUCACUAGCUAAGUGCUUAAAGAUUACGUAUAACAUGCAUUUUGAAAAUUAUAAUAAAUAGCUUUCAAAAUAUGAAUUUCAAAAUAAAAUUAACUAAUUAUUUAUCUCAUUGAAGUGACAUGUAUACUAUGUAAUUUUAAAAACAAACAAGUGUGUGUAAUAAAAAUGAAAUAUUA
Osmia bicornis bicornis is the source of this 1756-nucleotide messenger RNA. RefSeq names its product calcium uptake protein 1 homolog, mitochondrial-like (gene MICU1). The transcript is spliced from 11 exons. The record is from RefSeq and is a predicted model, not a curated record. Gene Ontology annotation, biological process: mitochondrial calcium ion homeostasis; calcium import into the mitochondrion. Gene Ontology annotation, cellular component: uniplex complex. The coding region runs from base 175 to 1641 and encodes 488 amino acids. NCBI's taxonomy places the organism in Eukaryota, Metazoa, Arthropoda, Insecta, Hymenoptera, Megachilidae. Gene Ontology annotation, molecular function: calcium ion binding.